Molecule: messenger RNA, 5260 nt
Organism: Zootermopsis nevadensis
Lineage: Eukaryota; Metazoa; Arthropoda; Insecta; Blattodea; Termopsidae
Gene: ecd
Product: ecdysoneless cell cycle regulator
Cellular component (GO): nucleus
Source: RefSeq, a predicted model, not a curated record
CCCGACUAGUCGCAGCGCGAAGCAGAAAGACCUGUGCUUACUUGCCUGCGUGCCAUGGUCUACGAAGGUUCAACUCUAUUUCAGUAUUGUGUUGUGCCUCGUGCCGUAGAACAGCAUGCAGUAUUAUAAGUUGUAUUAACUAGAUUUGCAGAAUGGCCGGAGUGCUUGAAAGUUUGAGGGAAGAAGAUUUCGUUCAGUAUUACUUAUUUCCUCUUGAGAUUGAAGACAUUAUUAACGCUAAUGAAGAAAUACAUCGGGAAGUGAAGGUGACUUUGUCCUAUGUGUUGUCCAUAGUCCGUAAAUACAGUGAAAAUUAUAUAUGGCAUAAAGAUUCCUUCAGUGUCACCCCUGUUACUGCACCAUUGUUGUCAUUGUAUUCUGAACAGAAUUGUAAAGGCCCUUUGCCACAACAUUUUUAUGGCAGUUCACAUUACGGAGAUAACAUAGAAGAUGAAUGGUUUAUUGUCUAUUUGCUGCUGCAGUUAACAAAAGAAAUUGAUGGAUUGGUAGCAAGAGUUGUAGAUUCAGAUGGUGAAUUCUUGCUUAUUGAGGCUGCAGAUUAUCUACCAGAUUGGGCCAACCCAGAAACCUGUGAACAAAGGGUUUAUUUGUACCAAGGAGCUGUACAUAUUGUACCCAUGGAACAAGAAAAUGGACAAAACAGUGAUUUCUUGUCUGUAGUGGAUGCAAUAUUCCAAGUACGUAAACAACCACAGAAAACUAUAGCUUCACAAGCAAUCCAAGAUGCUGUUCAAGCAAGGAUUGGAGGUUACCCUGGUAAAAUUGUUGAAUUACUGCAUCGGACAAAUGCGUAUGUUCCGGUUGGAGUUGCAGCCCUUCUGAAAGAGAAGCCAAAUUUAAUUUCACCAGCAGUUCUAGCUUUUUGCAAUAGGGAUCCAAUUGAUAUGAAGGUGUGUCGAGCUAUGCGUUACUUUCCUCCUGAGAACAGAAUAAUGACAAGCGUGGUGUUUACUAAAUGUCUCUAUGCAAUGCUGACUCAUCACAAGUUCAACCCUGAUCGACGUACUGGAUGGAACAUGCCUCCAUCCAACAGCUCAGACUUCAAAGCUCAUAAUCUAGGAAUGAAAUUGGCCUGUGGUUUUGAGAUCUUGGUUGCUCAAGCAAAGCCAACAUCUCAAGGAGAUAAGAAAACACAGAAUCCUGUUGAUCUAGAUGGUGAUCAUGGCUGGAGUCAGUAUCUGAAUAACCUAAGAAAGACAGGGUACUUCAAGGAUCUCUUGGAAGGUUCGAAAGAUUAUCAAAGCUUGAUAGCAAAAGCUGAAGAAUACUAUAUAAGUCACAGAAAUUCAAUGCAUUGUGAACAUUCCACAGGACAAGAAAUACUCACCUUGUUAGGCAGCAUUGAAAAUGAUAUAGCAGAAUUCAAGAAAGCAGAAAAUGGUCUGCCACCCCCUGAUGAUGAAAAAUGGUUGGAAUUGUGUCCAAAAGACUUGGAUGCAAUGUUGGAAGAACGAUAUGGACCAAAGAAAUUUGUUGCAACAAACAGCAAUAGUAAUCCAUCAAACGUAUCUGCUCAGCUGGCAAAAUUUAUGGAUCACAUGUCAGGAGUAGAUGGAGCUGAAUAUCCAGGAACACAAGAAAAAUCAAGUGAAACUGAAACUCCUCCACUUCGCCCAAAAAGAGGAAUAAAGAAAGGGAAAGGUGUCAGCUUUGCUGCAGAAGUUAGAAACCGUGAGGAAGGGACUUCAUCUCCCAGCUCAGAAAACAGAAUAUCAUUUGACCAAGAAGCUUUCUCCUGUGCAGUCCAGAAUAUUCUUGAUUUUGUAAUACCUGAAGACAGCUGGGAUUUGGAAUCAGAUGGCUCAGGUAUGAGUUCAUAUGAAGAUGAGAUGGAAAUGGAUCUUGAUCAAUUGAAACCAGGAAAAGAAAAGAAGGGGAAGGAACCAGAAUUUGAAUUAAAACAAUACAUGGACCAGAUGGACCGAGAACUAGCCAGUACAUCCAUGGGACAGAGUUUUGAAAAAGCCAGCAAUAGUAAAGAUAAGGGCAAGAGACCUGUGAACAGCAGUAUAUCCACAGAAGGUGAUACCUUUGAAGAUAUAGAAGCCUUUGACCCUGUGGAUAUUGAUAUGAAUGCUCUGAAGAAUAUUUUGGAAUCAUACCAGUCACAAAUGGGUGGACCUGGGCCUGCUAGCAACAUGCUUGGUCCAAUGGGUAUAAGGUUAGAGUCAGAACCACAGACUCCAAAACCUGGGAAUUCAUAAAAUGUAGGCUAGCUAUGCAAUAACUGCCAACACUUCCGGUUUCAGCUAAUUAUUAGAUUACAGCUAAAGUUUCUUGAAUAAUGCAUAUAUAAAAUGUAGUAUAUAAGAAUCUAUCUUUCUUUCUUUUUUCAUUAUAUGUCAUUAAGAUAAGGGUAAUAGUUUAAGGGGAAAAGAGCUGCCAUAUAUUUCUAGUUGGCUAAAGAAAUGACAGCAAAUUUCUGGUGGUUAGAUAACUAGUUUUGAAAUCAAGCUUCUCACCUAAAGAAUCCCAGUAACUAAAACAGUUACUCUGUCAUCCAACUUCUUUCCCCUCUGUCUUCUACAUUUUUAUACUAGUAUUUUAAGCCUGUUUUCCAUCAAAAUAUUAUAUUUGGUUAAAUAAGGUUCCUGUCCUUAAUAGGAAUUGUCAUUUUAUUUUAAGAUUUUUGUUCCUGUUGUGCCAAAAUUAAAAUUCUAUUCUUGUUCUAUAAAACUGAACAAAGCUGAAAUGUCAUUUCUGUUUUGGAAGUGGCAAACUUCACACAUACUUUGUGUCAUCUGUUUUUGUAAGUAGUUACAACCAAUUCUUGUUAAUCUGUGGUGGCAGCAUAAUUUUCUUGCCUUCUUGCAUCCAAUUACUGGAGCAUAUUUCUGUAGCAGUUUGAAUAGGUACUUUGGAAUCAUCCCUCUUCCUAUCUUCACUAUCUUCUGUUCCUAUUGGAUCUUAAGCACACAGCACUAUUUGUACAUCUUAGUGAACCAGCCAUCAUGACCAGCCAGUUGGCAGUUGGUUGUUGGUCUCUUUAUGUCUAUUAAUUAAUCUGAUUCAUGUAACAAUGCAAAAUUUUGCAGCCUUAUAUAAUAUUAACAAGACGGUAGUUUGCAUGAACUUGCAAGGGCUGAGCUCUGAUUGGUCUGAAAUCCAGAUAACGCAGACACACUGAGAUUUCAUUUUUAAUAUCAGAACAAACUAAAACAUGUACUCACUAUUGAUUCUGUACAUGGAAUUCAUUCCUUGAAACAGACUGGUGUACCAUCUUCAAAGUGGAAAAAUAAUGAGACUGAGUUUAAUCAUCAUGACAAUCAGAAAUGCAGAAAUACACCUUUUAGUGUUACUCAUGAAAUAGUAGGUUCAGGUAUGUGACAAAGUUUUUAUGUUUUUUACAAAAUAUUUUUAUAAACAUGACUUAUUCUGGACAUUGUCCAUUUUCCUGGUUGUGUCCAAAUGUGUUCCAGAAUCUGGAUCUGCUUUUGUCUUCAGGUAUCGAGUUGGUCUUAAUAAAAGGGCCCAUCUGAGUAAUAACCUUACCUCUCUCCCAUUUUUAUACUUGAAGACAGAAACAUCCAGUUUACAAAACGUGUUUGAAACAGACCAAGAUUAUGGAUAAUGCCCAGAAUAAUAGAUGUUUAUUGUAACAAACCAUUAUCAGAAACCUGUAUAUUUAGCUAAAAUUAUUUUCCUCCAGCUUUCACAGAUUGAACCAUCUGGCCUGUUCCAAUGCAAAACAAAUUUUGUAUAUUUAUUUUAAUAAAAUCUUUAUUUACCUACUUCUGAUAAGAAUAAUAUGAUAAUAUAAUAAUUGUGUGCCAGGAAAACAGUUUGUUGACUGCAUUUCUGUUACUGAAGCUGAUGAUUAGUUAUGUAUUCUUGAAGUUUGGGUUGCUUUUACAUCAGAAAAGUGGAAGAAUGGGAACAGAUUUAAUCUGAAGAAAAUGUUUUAAUUAUAAAUAUUGAGUUUAUACUGUGUGCUAUUUCUAAUCAAAUAUUAAUGGACAAUUUAACUUUAGCUUAGAAUUAAUUUAUCUCAUAAGCUAAAUUAAUUUUAUCAUAUUAAUUAGUUUCUUUUCCAGUAUAUCAAAUUGGAUGGUAGACAGAAUUAAUCAAAGUAUUAAUUCUGGUGCUGGUAAUCAAGAGUACAUUAUUAUUUGUCAUCUUUCAAGUAAGUGUUCCUUUACAUUAAUAUUUGUUAAGUCGUGCCAUGCUGCUUAUGGUAAUAUUUACUGUAUCUUGUCUCUGAAAUGAAAGUGUAUGGGUAUGUUCAAUAGUCAUAGUAUUAUCACAAUGCAAAUUUUGAAAGGGAGAAGCCAGGUAAUGAUUUAUGCAGUAAAUUAUCAUUCUUACAAGAGAUGGAUGAGCUUCAGCACCAAAUGUGUGCUGUGUUCCAUUUUAUAUUGCUCUACUCUAUACCUCAUAUCAUGUAAUAGUUUAACCUGGAUUUCCUCCUUUGACAGCUUGAGAGCCUGUAAUGAACUUAUAUGCACAACUAUUUCAAUUGCACUGCCAUUAUUUGAAAGAUGUUUAAUUUAAUUUCAGUAUCAUUUAUUAUAAAAUUACAAUUUUUGUGAGAAUGGUGUGUGGCUUUAUAGAACCUGUGUGAAUGUUCCAAGUGACAAAAAACAAAGGAAUGUUGUCAAUUUCUGGAUUUUUUAAAUAUCCCUUUAACUCCAUAGAGCAGAGUCUCUGCUGAGAAGCUAACAGUUGCUCAGCCAGUCAAGAAAUCUCCCAUUUUUAUGGCACUUGGAAGGUUCAUUACUAUGUUCAGAUGAUCCUAUCAUGAGAAUAAAGCAACCCUACGACCCCCUCCUCAAAUUUGGUGUUAAAUAAUCCCUUUAUUAAUAUUAAUUGCACAUUUUUGGAACAGUGUUGAAAAUAAAGGAGAAAGCCAGAGACAGAUUUGAUCACAUUAAUUUUUACUGCCUCAGCUGGCUACAAGGAGCAGAGGGAAUGUAUGAAGCAGUGGCACAGCACAUUGACUUUUGGGACAUACAAUCUGAUCAUUUCCUUCCCCUGCCAUAAAAAUCUUCACACACAUUUUGCACUACAAGAACGUGAUUGGCUAGUACUUAGAUUACUCUCGAUGAUCAUGUAAAGGUGACCAUGGAGUUACAUAGCUAGCAAAAGGGCAGAACACUAGAAGAUAGCAGCUAUGCCUAUAGCUGAUUUUACAGUAUGUAAAAACAAGCAAAAUACAGUGUGUUUAGACUAUACAUGUAAUGCUGUCAUUUUACACAACUGAUGUCAGUAGUACAAUAAAAUGCUACAUUUCCUCCAGUGA